Molecule: messenger RNA, 11400 nt
Organism: Mytilus californianus (California mussel)
Lineage: Eukaryota; Metazoa; Mollusca; Bivalvia; Mytilida; Mytilidae
Product: zonadhesin-like
Exons: 61
Coding region: 27-11393 (3788 amino acids)
Biological process (GO): Notch signaling pathway
Molecular function (GO): calcium ion binding; Notch binding
Source: RefSeq, a predicted model, not a curated record
GGUUCCAAUUCUCGGAUAGACAGAGGAUGCAUAGCCAACUGAUUAUAAUUCUCUUUGCAUUCGUUGUGGUAAACAUUGGCAAUGUAUUUUCACAAAGAAACCGAAAUAGAUGGAGAUCUAGAAUAAAGGAUACCAGCUCACACUCCGGUGGAGGAGGACCUGGUGGUCGUGUGCGUCUCAGAAUACCACAACGAGUCUUAGGUUACAAAUUUAUUGGAUGUCUUGUUGACAAUAGAGCUCGAAUGUUAGAUGUGAAACAUGAAGAUCGACAAAUGACUAUACAGAAAUGUGCAAAAUUAUGCUCCGAGUUUAGUUUCUUCGGUGUACAGUAUUCAAGACAGUGUUUUUGUGGAAAUUCCCGCGGUAGUAAAAGAGUAUACAGAAGAAGACGUAGACGCGAAUGUAAUUUUGCUUGUGCUGGAAACAGGAGACAAAGCUGUGGAGGGAGAUGGAGGAACACAGUUUACUCGAGAAUAGGACCAUCAAAACCAACCUGUGCGUCUAGUCCCUGUAAAAAUGGAGCAACCUGCAUAGCCAAAGCGAAUGGAUAUAACUGCAUAUGUCCCGCUGGGUUUACCGAUGAAUAUUGUUCUACAGUCAUAAACGGCUGUGGCCAUAGCUACAAUAAUCCUUGUAAAAAUGGAGGCACUUGUAAAGAUGAUUCUGUCAAUGGGUAUUCAUGUUCAUGCCCAACAGGAAUUACUGGGAAAAACUGCGAAAUAGAUAUUGAUGAAUGUGAACCUAAUCCAUGUAAAAAUAGUGGCACAUGUAAGGACGAAAUAAAUGGAUAUAAAUGUACCUGCCCUAAUGGGUAUACUGGAACUAACUGUGAGAGUGAAAUUCAUGGCUGUGGCUCUGAUAAUCCUUGUACAAAUGGAGGCACCUGUAAAGAUUCUGUCAAUGGGUAUUCCUGUUUAUGUCCAACAGGAUUUGCUGGGAAAAACUGUCAAAUAAACAUUGAUGACUGUGGCUACAUUAAUCCUUGUAAGAAUGGAGGCACUUGUAAUGACGAGGUUAACGGAUACACAUGUUCAUGUGCUACAGGAUUUUACGGCAAGACAUGCCGAGCAAAAAUUCCAUGCAGAGAACCAGACAGUGUAAUGGAUGCAACAACAACUUUAGAUACACUUGAAGUUGGUGGUACUGUAACAUAUGUUUGUGACUUUGGUUAUUUAAUGUCGAGUGGAGACUCUAUUUUAACAUGUAGAAUAGGACCUUUUUGGGAAGGAACUCUACCGACAUGUUCAGUUAUUAGAUGCAAGAUUACAGGAUUAGAUAAAUACACUAUUCCGUCAACGACUAGUGAUGUUCCACCUACCACACAAGUUUCAUUCACAUGUACAAUUGGCUACAAGUUACCAAACGGAGAUUCAGGUCAAAGGGAAUGUAAAUUAGGGGGUAGAUGGACUGCACCUCUACCAGCAUGUGAGGAUAUAGAUGAGUGUCUGUCAAAUCCAUGCAAGCACGGCGCUGAAUGUAAAGAUAAAGUGAACGAUUACAGCUGCACGUGUCCCCUAGGUUACAAAGGAAAGAACUGUGAAAUAGAUAUAGAUGAUUGUCGUCUACAUCAAUGCAAGAAUGGAGCCAAAUGUAAAGAUAAAGUUAAUGGCUACAUGUGUAUAUGUCCAGCUGGUUACAAAGGAAAACGAUGUGAAAUAGAUAUAAAUGAAUGUCUACCAAAUCCAUGCAAGCAUGGCGCUGAAUGUAAAGAUAAAGUGAACGGUUACAGCUGCACGUGUCCCCCAGGUUACAAAGGAAAAAACUGUGAGAAAGAUAUAGAUGAUUGUCAUCUACAUCAAUGCAAGAAUGGAGCCAAAUGUAAAGAUAAAGUUAAUGGCUACAUGUGUAUAUGUCCAGCUGGUUACAAAGGAAAACGAUGUGAAAUAGAUAUAAAUGAAUGUCUACCAAAUCCAUGCAAGCAUGGCGCUGAAUGUAAAGAUAAAGUGAACGGUUACAGCUGCACGUGUCCCCCAGGUUACAAAGGAAAAAACUGUGAGAAAGAUAUAGAUGAUUGUCAUCUACAUCAAUGCAAGAAUGGAGCCAAAUGUAAAGAUAAAGUUAAUGGCUACAUGUGUAUAUGUCCAGCUGGUUACAAAGGAAAACGAUGUGAAAUAGAUAUAAAUGAAUGUCUACCAAAUCCAUGCAAGCAUGGCGCUGAAUGUAAAGAUAAAGUGAACGGUUACAGCUGCACGUGUCCCCAAGGUUUCAAAGGAAAAAACUGUGAAAUAGAUAUAAAUGAAUGUCUGUCAAAUCCAUGCAAGCAUGGAGCUCGAUGCAAAGAUAAAGUGAACGGUUACAGUUGCUCAUGUCGCCUAGGUUACAAAGGGAAAAACUGUGAGAUAGAUAUAAAUGAAUGCCAAUCAAACCCAUGCAAGCAUGGUGGAACAUGUGACGAUCAGGUUAAUGGUUACAAAUGCACCUGUAUACCAGGUUACAUAGGACAUAACUGUGAAACAGGUACGACAUGUUCAUGUACCGCGAGUGGUGAUCCUCACUACCGAACAUUUGAUGGGGAGAUGAUUCAUUUCCAUGGUGCAUGCAAAUAUAUACUUGCUGCAAGCAACGAUGAACAAUGUGGAUUCUCCGUCGAAGGCAAAAAUGAAUAUAGAGGUAAAAACCGUACGGUCUCUUACACGAGAUUUGUCGACUUCUGGUACAAGGACAGAUUAUAUCGCCUACACCAAGGACGGAAAUUUUAUGUCGACGGCAUCCAAAAGUACUUACCAUACGAUAACAAUGGAAUUAAAGUUUAUGUGACAGGAACUAAACUGAAACUGGAGGGACCAUGUGAUAUAACUGUACUUUUCGAUGGUAACCAUUUCUUUAGAGUAACUAUUCCAAAGACCAUUGGCGAAAACGUUUUUGGCAUCUGUGGAAAUUGCAACGGUAAAAAAGAUGAUCUCAGAACAAAAGAUGGAAUUGAUGUUUCGUCUGAGGAAUCAAAAUACACGACCAUUGGAAACAGCUAUGAAAUACCAGAUGAUUCAGAUUUAUUUUUACCACAGUGUACUCCGGGCAGCGAUGGAAAUUUGUGUUCUCCUAAACUCGAAACAAAAGCUAGGGAUUCUGGUUGUGCACUUUUACAUCCUGACAGUGCAGUAUCAAGUCCAUUUAAGAUGUGUAUAGAAGCUGAUAAAAUGACAGCUUUAGAGAUGUACGAUGCAUGUGUUUUAGAUUAUUGCGCAUUUUACGAUGACGCUAACAUCCGGGAUGAUAUAGUGUGUCAAGGAAUAGAAGGAUAUGCUGAACUAUGCCAGGAAAUGGGUAUCUCAGUUCUUUGGAGAACCAAAGAUGUGUGUCCACUUCCAUGUCAAGCUAAUGCAUUCUAUAAUGGAAGAAUGUCUGCAUGUCCAGCCACGUGUACAAACUUAUCAGGUCCUAAAAAUUGUAAACUACCAUAUGUAGAAGGCUGUCAAUGUAAAAAAGGAUAUGUUCUGAGUAACUUAGAAUGUGUACUAGAAACUGAAUGUGGAUGUCUUACUGCAGAAGGGGAAUAUAUUCCAGUUGGAAAAGUAAUUGAAAGCCCGGAUUGUACCAGCAUUACCAUAUGCAAAAUACAAAACGAAAAACCUAAAUUGGUGACAUCUAAACGUCCAAAAUGUGGGGUCAAUGCUGUAUGUAAACCUAUAAAUGGACAUUACGCAUGUGGUUGUAAACCGGAAAUGAUUGGUGAUCCUCUCAAAGAAUGCAAAAAUCCAAUGUGUACCUGUUCUGCAUUUGGGGAUCCGCAUUAUACGACAUUUGAUGGACAAAUGAUUCAUUUCAUGGGAGCAUGUAAAUAUACGGUAGUUGCAAAUGAUGACGCUUCCUGUCAAUUUGCUGUGGAAGCCAAACAACAAUACAGAAAAGGCAACUACAAAGUUACCUUCCUAAGACUUGUGGACUUUAAAUACAAUGAUCAUCACUAUCGUUUGCAUUUAGGCCGUCGGUUAUAUGUUGAUGGCAUUCAAAAGUAUACACCAUUCAAAAAUAAUGACGUGAAAAUAGUAACAGCUGGUGGCGCAUUACGAAUUGAAGGACCUUGCGGUGUCAUAGUAGAAUAUGAUGGAAUCCAUAUCAUGAAAGUUCAAAUCCCGCGAGAACUUGGAAAGGUUGUUCAUGGUAUCUGUGGUAACUGUAAUGGUAUUGCUGAUGAUUAUAAAACCAAAGACGGUAUAGAUGUAUCGAGCAAUAAGAAUUUGUAUUCCCUCAUCGGUAACAGCUAUGAAGUUCUAGAUGAUUCUGACUUAUUUCUUCCACAGUGUACUCCGGAUACAGACAUAUAUCCUUGUACUGAUGACUUACUUUUGAAAGCAAAAAAUUCACACUGUGGUCUUUUCAACCCUGAGAACAAACAAUUCAGUAAAUUUGAAAAGUGCGUCUCUGCUGACAUUGAAAGGGCAAUGGAGAUGUAUGAUUCAUGUGUUAUUGACUUUUGUUUAUUCUAUGACACACCAGACUUGGAUAAGUAUGUAUGUGAGGGUCUAGAAGGGUACGCAUCACAGUGUCAGACCAUGGGGAUACCAAUCAACUGGAGAGAUGACAAGAUUUGUCCCCUAUCGUGUCAGGAAAAUGCAGUUUAUAAGUCGAUUACGUCAUCAUGCCCGGCGACUUGUGUUAAUCCAGAAGCACCAUUCAAUUGUAAUCUUCCGCCACGUGAAGGUUGCGAGUGUAAAGCUGGUUACAUGUUAAGUCAUCUGGCAUGUGUACCUGUAGAACAGUGUGGAUGUAAAACAGAAAAGGGCGAUUAUAUUCCGAUUGGUGCGAAAAUAGAAAGUCCCGAUUGUACAACUAUUAAAUCGUGUGAAGCUAAAAGGGACAGAGGAACAUUUGUUAGUUUUACACGUCCUGCUUGUGGUAGAAACGCUGUAUGUAAACCUGUAGAUGGACAUUACAAGUGUGCUUGUAAACCUGGUUUGACUGGUGAUCCAUUGAAAGAAUGCACCAACCCGACGUGUUCAUGUACUGCAAGUGGUGAUCCACAUUACAGGACAUUUGAUGGACAGAUAAUACAUUUUUUGGGGACUUGUAAAUACACUGUGGCUGCUUCUGAUACACCUUCCUGUCGCUUUGCUAUUGAAGCAAAACAUGAAUACAGGGGUGGAAAUAAGAACGUGACCUACAUGAGACUUGUUGAUUUCAAAUUCAAUGGACAUGUAUAUCGUUUGUACAUGGGUCGUAGACUAUAUGUUGAUAGCAUUCAAAAGUAUCCUCCUUUUGUGGGAGAUGGUGUCAUGGUGUACACAUCAGGUCAGAAAUUACGACUGGAAGCCUCUUGUGGUGUUGUUGUGGAAUAUGAUGGUAUUCAUAUAAUGAAAGUUAUAAUCCCAAAACAGUUUGGACAGAAUGUUAACGGUAUAUGUGGAAACUGUAAUGGUAAACAAGAUGAUUUAAGAACAAAAGACGGGAUUGAUGUAUCCACAAACAAAAACAAAUUCUCUCUGAUUGGUAACAGCUACGAAGUAUUGGAUAACUCCGAUCUAAUUAUCCCACAAUGCAAAUCUGCCAUUGAUGUAAAUCCAUGUACAGAUGAAUUAUUACGCAAGGCGAAAGAAUCUUUGUGUCGAUUCAUAAAAGUAGAUACUAUGUACGGUAAAUUCAAGAAAUGUGUCACUGCUGAUUCUGAGAGAGCUACGGAGAUGUAUGAUUCUUGCAUCAUUGAUUUUUGCGCUUACUAUGGACGACCAAACUUCGAUGAGGUUAUGUGCGAAGGUCUACAGAGAUUUGCGGACCAAUGUAACAUAAUGGGAAUACCUAUCAGCUGGCGAGAUAAAAAACUAUGCCCACUAUCUUGUGGUCCAAAUGCUAUAUAUAAACCACAGAUAUCAUCAUGUCCAGCAACAUGUUUGGAUCCGCUUCUGUCAAAAAGUUGUAAAAGGUCACCACAAGAAGGAUGUGAAUGUAAAGCAGGCUAUUUCCUGAGUAAUUUAGACUGCGUACCAGACACUCGAUGCGGUUGUACAACGUCAUACGGCGAAUACGUACCGGUUGGUUCAACAAUUGAAAACCCAGAUUGCACUAUUGCCAGAACGUGUCAGUUGAUAGCCGGUAAAGCAAAGUUAGUUGCAAAGAAGAUGUCACCGUGCGCUACAAAUGCGCAUUGUGAACCUGUAAAUGGGCACUACAAAUGUGUAUGUAAUCCUGGUUUUCAAGGUGAUCCUUUGGCAAAAUGCACAGAAAUCAAUAUAGAUGAUUGUCUUCUAAAUCUAUGCAAGAACGGAGCCAAAUGUAAAGAUAAACUAAAAGGCUACAACUGUAUAUGUCUACCUGGUUACAAAGGAAGGCAUUGCGAAAUAGAUAUAAAUGAAUGUCUGCCAAAUCCAUGCAAGCACGGCGCUGAAUGUAAAGAUAAAGUGAAUGGUUACAGCUGCGCGUGUCCCCAAGGUUACAAAGGAAAGAAUUGUGAAAUAGAUAUAAAUGAAUGUCUGCCAAAUCCAUGCAAGCACGGCGCUGAAUGUAAAGAUAAAGUGAACGGUUACAGUUGCACGUGUCGUCAAGGUUACAAAGGAAAUAAUUGUGAAAUAGAUAUAAAUGAAUGUCUGCCAAAGCCAUGCAAGCACGGCGCUGAAUGUAAAGAUAAAGUGAACGGUUACAGUUGCACGUGUCGUCAAGGUUACAAAGGAAAGAAUUGUGAAAUAGAUAUAAACGAAUGUCUACCAAAUCCAUGCAAGCACGGCGCUGAAUGUAAAGAUAAAGUGAACGGUUACAGCUGCACGUGUCGUCAAGGUUACAAAGGAAAGAACUGUGGAAUAGAUAUAAAUGAAUGUCUGUCAAAUCCAUGCAAGCACGGCGCUGAAUGUAAAGAUAAAGUGAACGAUUACAGCUGCACGUGUCGUCAAGGUUACAAAGGAAAGAAUUGUGAAAUAGACAUCAAUGAAUGUAUACCAAACCCAUGUAAACACGGAGCAUCAUGUAUGGAUAAAGUAAAUGAUUACAGUUGUGUCUGUAAACCAGGUUACAAAGGAAAGAACUGCGACACAGAUAUAAAUGAUUGCCGGUCAAACCCAUGUAAGCAUGGUGGAACAUGUCACGACCAGGUUAAUGGUUACAAAUGUUCCUGUUUACCAGGUUACUUAGGGAAUAACUGUGAAACAGGUACGACAUGUUCAUGUACCGCGAGUGGUGAUCCUCACUACCGAACAUUUGAUGGGGAGAUGAUUCAUUUCCAUGGUGCAUGCAAAUAUAUACUUGCUGCAAGCAACGAUGAACAAUGUGGAUUCUCCGUCGAAGGCAAAAAUGAAUAUAGAGGUAAAAACCGCACGGUCUCUUACAUGAGACUUGUCGACUUCUGGUACCAGGACAGAUUAUACCGCCUACACCAAGGACGGAAAUUUUAUGUUGACGGCAUUCAAAAGUACUUACCAUACGAUAAAAAUGGAAUUAAAGUUGAUGUUACAGGAACUAAACUGAAACUUGAAGGGCCAUGUAGUAUAACUGUACUUUUCGAUGGUAACCAUUUCUUUAGAGUAACUAUUCCAAAGACUAUCGGCGAAAACGUUUUUGGCAUCUGUGGAAAUUGCAACGGUAAAAAAGAUGAUCUCAGAACAAUAGAUGGAAUUGAUGUUUCGGCUGAGGAAUCAAAAUACACGAUGAUUGGAAACAGCUAUGAAAUACCAGAUGAUUCAGAUUUAUUAUUGCCACAGUGUACUCCAGGCGGCGAUAAUAAUAUGUGUUCUCCUGAACUCGAAACAAAAGCUAAGGAUUCUGGUUGUGCACUUUUACAUCCUGAUAGUGCAUCUCGCAGUCCAUUCAAGACAUGUAUAGAAGCUGAUGAAAUGAUGGCUUUAGAGAUGUACGAUGCAUGUAUUUUUGAUUAUUGUGCGUUUGACGAUGAUGCGACAAUCCGGGACGCUAUAGUGUGUCAAGGAAUAGAAGGAUAUGCUGAGCAAUGCCAUGAAAUGGGUAUCUUGGUUCGUUGGAGAACAAGAGAUGUUUGCCCUCUUCCUUGUCAAACUAAUGCAUUCUAUAAUGGGAGAAUGUCUGCAUGUCCAGCCACAUGUACAAACUUAUCAGGCCCUAAAAACUGUAAACUACCAUAUGUAGAAGGCUGUCAAUGUAGAAUAGGAUAUGUUCUAAGUAACUUAGAAUGUGUACCAGAAACUGAAUGUGGAUGUUUAACAGCAGAAGGGGAAUACAUUCCAGUUGGAAAAGUAAUUGAACGCCCGGAUUGUACCAGCAUUUCCAGAUGUCAACUACAAAAUGAAAAACCUAAAUUGGUGACAUCUAAACGUCCAAAAUGUGGGGUCAAUGCUGUAUGUAAACCUAUAAAUGGACAUUACGCAUGUGGUUGUAAACCGGAAAUGGUUGGUGAUCCUCUCAAAGAAUGCAAAAAUCCAAUGUGUACCUGUUCUGCAUUUGGGGAUCCACAUUAUACGACAUUUGAUGGACAAAUGAUUCAUUUCAUGGGAGCAUGUAAAUAUACGGUAGUUGCAAGUGAUGACGCUUCCUGCCAAUUUGCUGUGGAGGCCAAACAGGAAUAUAGAGGAGACAACUACAAAGUUACUUUCUUAAGGCUCAUCGACUUUAAAUACAAUGAUCAUCACUAUCGUUUGCAUUUAGGGCGUCGGUUAUAUGUUGAUGGCGUUCAAAAGUAUACACCAUUCAAAAAUAAUGACGUGCAAAUAGUGACAGCUGGUGGCGCAUUACGAAUCAAAGGACCUUGUGGUGUCAUAGUAGAAUAUGAUGGAAUCCAUAUCAUGAAAGUUCAAAUCCCGCGAGAACUUGGAAAGGUUGUUCAUGGUAUCUGUGGUAACUGUAAUGGUAUUGCUGAUGAUUAUAAAACCAAAGACGGCAUCGACGUAUCGAGCAAUAAGAAUUUGUAUUCCCUCAUCGGUAACAGCUAUGAAGUACACGAUGAUUCUGAUUUAUUCCUGCCACAGUGUACUCCGGAUACAGACACAUAUCCUUGUACUGCUGACUUACUUUUGAAAGCGAAAAAUUCACUCUGUGGUCUUUUCAACCCUGAGAACAAGGAAUUCAGUAAAUUCGAAAAGUGUGUCUCUGUUGAUAUUGAAAGGGCAAUGGAGAUGUAUGAUUCAUGUGUCAUUGACUUUUGUGCAUUCUAUGACACACCAGACUUGAAUAAGUAUGUAUGUCAGGGUCUAGAAGGGUACGCAUCACAGUGUCAGACCAUGGGGAUACCAAUCAACUGGAGAGAUGACAAGAUUUGUCCCCUACCAUGUCAGGAAAAUGCAGUUUAUAAGUCGAUUACGUCAUCAUGCCCAGCGACUUGUGUUAAUCCAGAAGCACCAUUCAAUUGUAAUCUUCCGCCACGUGAAGGUUGCGAGUGUAAAGCUGGUUACAUGUUAAGUCAUCUGGCAUGUGUACCUGUAGAACAGUGUGGGUGUAAAACAGAAAAGGGCGAUUAUAUUCCAAUUGGUGCGAAAAUAGAAAGUCCCGAUUGUACAACUGUUAAAGCAUGUGUAGCCAAAGGUGAUAGAGGAACAUUUGUUAGUUUCAAACGUCCUGCUUGUGGUAGAAACGCUGUAUGUAAACCUGUAGGUGGACAUUACAAGUGUGCUUGUAAGCCUGGUUUGACUGGUGAUCCAUUGAAAGAAUGCAUCUACCCGACGUGUUCAUGUACUGCAAGUGGUGAUCCACAUUACAGGACAUUUGAUGGACAGAUUAUACAUUUCUUUGGGGCUUGUAAAUACACUGUGGCUGCUUAUGAUACACCUUCCUGUCGCUUUGCUAUUGAAGCAAAACAUGAAUAUAAGGGUGGAAAUAAGAACGUGACCUGCAUGAGACUUGUUGACUUCAAAUUCAAUGGACAUAUAUAUCGUUUGCACAUGGGUCGCAUGCUAUAUGUUGACGGCAUUCAAAAGUACCCUCCUUUUGCGGAAGAUGGUGUCAUGGUGUACACAUCAGGUCAGAAAUUACGACUGGAAGCCUCUUGUGGAGUUGUUGUAGAAUAUGAUGGUAUUCAUUUAAUGAAGGUUAUAAUCCCAAGAAAGUUUGGACAGAAUGUUAACGGUAUAUGUGGAAACUGUAAUGGUAAACAAGAUGAUUUAAGAACAAAAGACGGGAUUGAUGUAUCCACAAACAAAAAUAAAUUCUCUCUGAUUGGUAACAGCUACGAAGUAAUGGAUGACUCCGAUCUAAUUAUCCCACAAUGCAAACCUGCCAUUGAUGUAUAUCCAUGUACAGAUGAGUUAUUACUCAAGGCGAAAGAAUCUUUGUGUCGAUUCAUAAAAGCAGAUACCAAGAACGGUAAAUUCAAGAAAUGUAUCACUGCUGAUCCUGAGAGAGCUAUGGAGAUGUAUGAUUCUUGCAUCAUGGAUUUUUGUGCUUACUAUGGACGACAGAACUUCGACGAAGUUAUGUGCGAGGGUCUAGAGGGAUUUGCAGAACAAUGUCACAUAAUGGGCAUACCUAUCAGCUGGCGAGAUAAAACACUAUGCCCACUUUCUUGUGGUUCGAAUUCUAUAUAUAAACUACAGAUAUCAUCAUGUCCAGCAACAUGUUUGGAUCCGCGUCUAUCAAAAAGUUGUAAAAGGUCACCACGAGAAGGAUGUGAAUGUAAAGCAGGCUAUUUCCUGAGUAAUUUAGACUGCGUACCAGACACUCGAUGCGGUUGUACAACGUCAUACGGCGAAUACGUACCGGUUGGUUCAACAGUUGAAAACCCAGAUUGCACUAUUGCCAGAACGUGUCAGUUGAUAGCCGGUAAAGCAAAGUUAGUUGCAGAGAAGAUGUCACCGUGCGCUACAAAUUCGCAUUGUAAACCUGUAAAUGGGCACUACAAAUGUGUAUGUUUACCUGGUUUUCAAGGUGAUCCUUUGGAAAAAUGCACAGAAAUCAAAUUGAAUUGCGGAAAAGCAGCCGAUAUUGUGUUUGUACUCGAUUCCUCCUCAAGCAUGAGAUCAAAUAACUUUGCGAAAAUAAUAAACUUCGUGAAAAAGCUGGUUAGGGGAUUUAUGGCUGAACAUCAUAAAGUCAGAAUUAGUGUGAUCACGUUUUCGCACCGGUCAAGAAUACAGUUUUAUCUGAAUCAGUACACAGAAAAAGAGGAUAUAAUUAACGCUCUUAGCAAAAUUCGUCACAUGCGUGGCGGAACACGAACCGAUUAUGCAUUGCAUGAUAUGCACAGUAAGGUCUUAACAGAGGCUCAUGGAGAUCGACCAGAUUAUCCGAAUAUUGGAAUAGUCAUUACAGAUGGAAAAUCAAAUUAUCCGAAGAAAACAAAAGAAGAAAUGGUUCAUAUGAAGGACGAUGGUGUUAUGAUGUUUGCGAUCGGAAUUGGUUCAUCUAUUAACCAGAAAGAAUUGGAGACCAUCGCCAUUGAAAAAGACCAUGCGUUAAGAGUGAAAGGAUUUGACUCGCUGGAACAUAUUAUGGAAGAAUUUCAACUGAUUACUUGCAAAGGAAUUUCACAUGUUCCCAAGCAAGGCCAUUUCCUAAACCAUCCGCAUUAAUUUCAUG